UUCCAGUCUAGUCGGCCGCGCGCGUUGCUACGUCGUACGCUACGAGACGCUACGUUACGUAGCUACUUGCUAACUACGCACUCCUUGCCGUAAUAAGUCCGUGAUCAAGUAAUUUAUCAGUGAACGUGCGAGGAUAAUAAAUUACCCGGAUACAUUGUGAGAACAUAUGUUAGUGCUGCCGUAACUCAAAUGUAAUUGGUGAUUAACAUUGUUGUAGUGUAUAAAGAUAAUAAAGCAACUCGCGUGUGUAAGCAUCAAAUAAGCGAACAAUAUAAAACACACAUCUAAUCUUUAGGGAACUUUAUCUAAAUUAAUUUUUCUAGAUUAUUUAAAGUUUUGUAACACAGGUGAAAAUAAAAUAAGAAACAUGAGGCUAAGGACCGACGGUGGAUAGCAUGACAAAGUCCGCUACAACGGCCUAAUGGCACUAGUUCGCCGCAUUCUAGGUGACGCUCAGGCGAAACUUCGCAAAAUGGUGGACGAACAAGUAUCAGUGGGCACAAGAGUGGAGGCAGAGGCAGAACCCGAGCCUGCCGACCCUCUCAUCACACCGGCAAGCUCUGCCCUGGAGAGAUCUGACUUAGAUCCCAGACCCAUACCGCCGGAACGACGUCUCCUCAUUGGCACAUUAGAUAAGCCAAGGAAUGGCUCCUUGAACGGAGAUAAACAGGGUACAUUAAACAGAACAUCGAGAAUAACCGUAAGAAAUAGCAGGGAUAAUCCUUUUAUUGAUGAUGACAAUAAAGAAAAUCAAGCAAACGGUAAACUGGAGUCACCAGUUAAAUGGCCGACUCAAAACGGCAGCGACAGUGGCACUUACGCUGAAAUAGGCAAUGGAGGUACUAGCAAUACUAGCGAGAGGAAUAUUCUUGAUCCUGGUGAUAGUUCAGAAGAAGAGGUGCCGUUACCUGAAGCAACAUCUCCCGGAAGAAGUAGUGAUGGUCCUGAACCGAGAGCUGAUAUCACCGCAAGUCUUGAUGGAGGAUCGGCAUCGCCCGGAGGCCGGUCCGACCGAUCCCGACAAGAAGAGGUACCCGCCUCUCCUGGAAUGUUAUCAGCCACACAAAUCACUCGUAGAUUGAGACAAGAAAACGAGCGCCUACAGGCGGAGCUUACUCGCGUGCGACGGUUGCUAGUAUCAGCGGCGGAGCGUGGCGAGGCUGGCAGCUCCCUGAUGGAAAGGAGUAAAGGCGAGGGAACCGACGAUGCGCCGACAUUUGACCCACAACAACUAGAGAAGGAACUGCUUCUUGCCAGAGAAGCAGUUACCUCCUUGAAAGCGGAUAAGAAGAGGUUGAAGGCCGAGAAAUUUGAUUUGCUAAACCAGAUGAAACAGCUUUACGCUACGCUCGAAGAUAAAGAAAAGGAGUUGCGAGACUUUAUCAGGAAUUAUGAACAGAUGCGAUCACGUGGCGGAGCAUCAUCUGCACUAGGAGCAGAACGUGCAGAGCGGGAGAGAGAGCGCGCGGCCCUACUUCGUCACGCUAGGGACGAGGCAGAGAGAUCUCUCCAGCUUGCGGCAGCUCUCAAUGCUAGGGAUACGCAACUGCGUCAUGCAAGGGAACAACUAUUUGAGGCUCGCAGGCAGUUACAAGCUGCUGGAUGCUUGUCUGAGGGGGAGAGUGUGGCUUCCCUCGGGCUUGGUCCACCGAUGAUGCUCGGCGGUCCCUCGGGACUGCUGGGUGAUAGAGGUAGCUGCAGCGCCGAUUCUGGUGUCAGAGAGCUUUUGUUAGUGACAGGGAGCAGUGAUGGCGGCGCGACGUCAGUCUGUGGCGGCAACUUAUCAGACUCGACGGCGGAGGGCGUCCCGCCUUCUAUUGACCCGUAUGAUACUGAUGCAACAUCGCUCGUCUCAUCUGCUCAUCAUUAUCAACUGAGCACGCCUCGAGACUGCAGCCCAACGCUAUCUCCGCAUAACAGCGCCUCACCUUUCACUCGCUCCAUUGACGCUGGCUCGCUUUCCAGGUCAGUAGAGCAGCUAUCCAGUCCAGGUGACAGUGAGUCAGCUCUAGUAGGAUUGCGCCCUCGCUCAGGCAAGACAAGCCGAGGUCGAGGCUCCGCUUGGGGGUCCAUAUCGCGUGUGUUCGCACGCAGCAGACAUCGCACUAAAUCAGGCAGCGCCGCUGUCAGUGGACACGAAAGCGAGCCAGUGUACGCCGGCACGGGCGGCAGUCGCGCAUGGUCACCACUGGGCAGCGAGGCGGCGCUGCGUGAGGCGGCAGCAUUGCCGCUAGCGCGGUGGCGGGCACCUGCCAUCAUCGCCUGGCUAGAGCUAGCGCUUGGCAUGCCGCAGUACGCUGCCACCAUCGCUGAUAAUGUCAAAAGUGGCAAGAUUCGUGCUUUGAAUGGGCAGGUUUUGCUUGAGCUGACAGACACGGAUCUGGAAGUGGGACUGGGCAUUACGCAGCCGAUGCACCGCAAGAAGCUGCGCCUGGCCAUCGAGGAGCGCCGCCGACCAGACCUUGUCAGGAACCCCACCAUUGGUCAUCUCACUCACGCUUGGGUGGCCGCAGAAUGGUUGCCGGAUUUGGGUCUAUCACAGUACGCAGAAUCUUUCCUGGCAAAUCUCGUCGAUGCCCGUAUGUUGGAUACGAUCAGUAAAAAAGAGCUGGAAAAAUAUUUAGGAGUGACCAGAAAGUUCCAUCAAGCAUCCAUCGUUCAUGGCAUUCAUCUUUUACGAAUAAUGAAAUAUGAUCGACAAGCUUUGGUUGUGAGGCGACAUCAAUGUGAGAAUGUUGAUGCCGAUCCUUUAGUUUGGACCAACCAAAGAUUUAUACGUUGGGCUCAUAAUAUUGAUUUAGGAGAAUUCGCUGAUAAUCUAAAAGAUAGCGGUGUGCAUGGCGGCUUAGUGGUUUUAGAGCCAUCCUUUACUGGAGAAACAAUGGCUACUGCAUUGGGCAUACCGCCGUCGAAGAGCAUUAUAAGAAGACAUUUGGUGGCGGAGUUUGACGCCCUGAUCAUCCCAGCAAGGAACAUGUUCGGACAUCAAAUCAGAAUGUUAGGAAGACCCUUUUCUAGGUCUGUGGCUACAGGAUUACCAGGCAUUGAUUUCACGGCAGACUCCAGAAGGCAUAGUUUAAGAGGAUCAAUAUCUCGAGCAUUGGGAGUGUUAAAGCCGAAACUAGAUCGCACCUCGCCGUCGAGUUCUAGUGAAAGCUCAAGCGUUCUAAGCCUUAGUGGACAAUCCUAUCAGAUGUCAUAUUCGCCACCUAUAGGCGUAAGGACUUUGUCACAACUAAGCAUGACUUACGCCCCGCCGCCAACGCUGCAGGAAUAUGAGCCGAUUUACACGCCGCUCAGUUUGUAUUCCCAGUCUAGCGUCUCUACUCGGGAUAGUUCACAGAGAUUGAAUGACAUCAAAGAAGGCGUUGGUAUCACACACAGAUAUGGUCAAAGAGCAGACCAUGCUCAUAGAGUAAGCUCUCCGCUGCCAGCGAAAUCAAUGGACGAUACGGCGAUCAAGCAAAAAAGACAUCGGCGGGUAAAGAGCAUUGGAGAUAUAAAUGCGAGUAGUAAAUCAUCUGUUUAGAUAAUUCCUGUCAAUUAUACACUACAUAAUCAAGAAUAUUUAACAUAUUUUCAUUUACCUUAAGCCUCAUAUUUAUAGCAAUAUUCUGAUUCACAAACUUGCAUAUCACAUAUUACGGAGCGCAUCUUCGUAAACAGAUAGACUGAGUUGAACAUAUUUAUGUAACCAGUAUUUACUCGAAUUAUGAUACUCAUUUUAAUACGUCAUGAAAUAACAAACCCAUUUUGAAAGCAUACUAUUAACAAAUGAAAAAGUUUUUAUUCAACUUACAUGUUACGUCAAGAAAAAAG
Messenger RNA from Papilio machaon (common yellow swallowtail), 3819 nucleotides. RefSeq names its product kazrin (gene Liprin-gamma). Bases 422 to 3529 code for a protein of 1035 amino acids. NCBI's taxonomy places the organism in Eukaryota, Metazoa, Arthropoda, Insecta, Lepidoptera, Papilionidae. The record is from RefSeq and is a predicted model, not a curated record. The transcript has 20 exons. Gene Ontology annotation, molecular function: protein binding.